CAGCGCGCGCUCGAAGCGACUUAAGUCGCCGUGGGGCACACAGACCUGGUGGACGUAAUCGACGCGUGCAAACAAUCAGUCGCGAGUGCAACACGGUGCCACGCGGACUUUCUCAACUCCUCGGAAAACUUUUUUGCCUGUCGAUUUAAGCAACAUGAAGUUAUACGCGUUUUCUAGGACAUUCGCGUACUUCUAAAGUAAAUCAAAGGGAAAGUAAACGUCGAUUCGAGAUAAGAAAAAUUAUCUUGACAUGCCCGUGAAGUAUUUUAUGCGUGUGAAUAUGUGAACUCAGAAUGUACAAUUCGGAAAACUAAUCCAUUCCAUCAAACGAAAAGGGUGUUGGCGAAAAAUGGCGGAGGCGAAAAGCACAACAUCGCGCAUACCGGUGGCAUCGCCACUGAUGCUGCGCCGUUCGUGGAGUGUGCGCGUCAAGGGAGAUCGCACCGAUGCGGGGCGAGAGGUGGCGCUGCGGCGGCAGCACUCGUUUACGGCGGCGGCGCCGGGCAGUACGCGGCCGGAGCGGGCCGACGACGGCGGCACCACGACGGGCGCGAGGAGGAACGCCGCGCCGAUGGGGGCGCACGCCCCUAACGGCCUCUCGCAUCGCACACGCAGCCUGAGUCUCAAUCUGAGCAACACGACAUCGUCGCGCUUGGCGCUUCCGCAGGCGACGAGCGCGAUGUCCUCACCGCGCACUCCACCCACAUCGCCUUCGGAAUACGCUCGUUCCCAACAACGGUCACGUGCUACCGACUGGGAUGCGGAGAGCAUCACCAGCGGAAUCAGUGGAAUAAGCAUGGCGUCCUCCAGCUGUGACCAUGCGUCUGUGGCGAGGAAUGGUACCACCUUCUCGGGUCGUAGUAUGAAGUAUGUUUUUCACUGCAGUCAGCAUGCAGGACAGACGGGGGAGGAUUAUCUUACACCUACGCAACGUGCGCAGAGACAGGUGCGUCGGUUGAAGACGCUGCUGCAACAGGCGCAGAGGGAUCUGGAUAGUCGUGAUAGCGAUAUUGUGAAGCUCACCAAGGAGGUGGUAGAGCUACGGUUGUACAAAGCAGCGCUGAGUUCACCUGAGGAGCGAUCCAACUCCAGUGAUGCUAUCACCGUCAAAGAGAACCAGCUGGAUGAGUUGGGAACUGAUACACCUGAUGGUAACCCAGCUACCAAUAGUGAGAUGACCAGUUCCUACACGGAUUCGGGUCAUUAUGACGACUAUACGAAUUCAUCAGUGCAUUCCAAGGACUCAAUGUUGUGUGAUGAGUUUAAUGGAUCGCCUUUCAAGAAGACAAAGAAUGAGAUGGUCGAUAAGGCAACUGUUGCCAACAUGUUGCUCCGUGAUUUGGAGUGUGAGCAUCAGGAGCUGAUGUCUGAAUAUGAAAAGCGGAUCCAGAAUCUGGUCAAGGCUCAUGAGACGGAGAGCCAGGAGGCGCGUCAGAAACACAACGAUAAGGUGGAUGAACUAUUGCAACGAAUCGCCGAAAUUAAUAAGAAAUAUUGGGAAAUUGUGCCCGAAUUCGAAAAUGCCAAAGAGCGAAUCCACGAGUUGGAGGUACAGCUCGAGGAAGCCCUGAAGAAACUCGAAGAGCAAGAAGAAAAGCACAAGAAGUCCUACCUGCAGGUCUACGCCCAAGGCAAAGAAGCAGAAAGACUAGACCACGAAAACAAGGUAAUGGACUUGGCCGUGGUGAAUCAAGCACCAUCCCGAAUAUCUGUCCCGGAACUGCUCCAGCAGUUGCAGGUGACCCAGGCGGAGCUCGAGAACAUACGCGACAUUGAUUACGCGCCUACCGUGUCAUCUUGCUCGCCAUCUAACAGCUUGAAACCACUGCUCAGUGCAAAAGAGGCUGUGACUUUAUGGGUGUUAGGUGCCAGGAAGGCGAUGUACAAGCAAGUAAUGGAGGCGAAGCAUAAGAAGAUUGAUCCGGAGAUCACGCUGCAGUUCCUCAAGUCGGCCAUCUACUACUUCCUGACCGACAAGGAGAACAGCCAGGGUCACCUGCGCGCCAUCCAGAGCAUCCUCGGCUUCACGCCCAGCGAGAUCGCGAAUAUAGAAAAGGCGCGCACAACUUAGUGCAAAUCUUAGGCGGAAUUCAAUGCAUCAUGAGACUGGCGUCAAUUUUUGAUUGUCGCCGCUCGGAAUUAUGUAUUAUUAACUAAUGUUGUCCAUUAUUUAUACUAUAUUGUUGAACAAUUGUGAUUGGCGGCCGGUCUCGGCCAGCGCCUAGCAAAAUCAAAGAAACUGAGUCAAAAUAGUCAUUUACGCGUUAAGUCCACGUGCAAGUUUUACUAACGCAUACGCUACACUAUUACCGUUUAAUUAAGAUGUUAGCGAUAAGUUCAGGAGUAGGAUAACGUGAUAAAGGCCUUGCAAAUCUGUCCGAACAGUGAGAACAAAGUGUAAAAUCGAAAUAUUUUCAUAGUUGAUUUUGCUUCACAGGUGCGUACAAUGGCGAGAAAACAAUAAACGUGAAUUACUUAUUAUUCAACUGAACACUAGGAAGCAGAUAGAGAAUUCUAUUUAUUGUCGUACUUAACUAGGCGUAUUCUAAGCGAAACAUGUGAAGCACCACUUUCACAUGAUUGUUGUGUAACUGUUGGACUACUUUUGAUUCGAGUAUUCGAAGUAUAAUUAGCGUUUAUUCGUGAUUAGUUCGUAAGUAUUUCGCAAACCCGCAAGGAAAUCCUUUUUGUAACAUAUUUUGAUGUAAGACUUGGGUCGGAAUCGUGCAAUAUGGACUGAAAAUUCAAUGAAUUGAUGCAAGUUGAAACGAAUUUCUUGCUAUACACAUGCAUUACUCAAUUACGACGCACGAGAAUAUCUGUUAUAUGAUUUUUUUUAAUUAUUAGGACACACGUUUUGUUAUGUUGCAAAUAUUAUCAACCUACGUUUAUCUGUUGUAUUGGAUAUUGGAUAAAUAGAUGACUUAUGAUGUA
Molecule: messenger RNA, 2934 nt
Organism: Dalotia coriaria
Lineage: Eukaryota; Metazoa; Arthropoda; Insecta; Coleoptera; Staphylinidae
Gene: qtc
Product: GRIP domain-containing protein quick-to-court
Exons: 8
Coding region: 350-2071 (573 amino acids)
Source: RefSeq, a predicted model, not a curated record